Betta splendens (Siamese fighting fish) is the source of this 989-nucleotide messenger RNA. It is a transcript of the gene mllt11, whose product is annotated as MLLT11 transcription factor 7 cofactor. Gene Ontology annotation, biological process: positive regulation of DNA-templated transcription; positive regulation of mitochondrial depolarization; apoptotic signaling pathway. The transcript is spliced from 4 exons. Bases 326 to 568 code for a protein of 80 amino acids. The record is from RefSeq and is a predicted model, not a curated record. Gene Ontology annotation, cellular component: nucleoplasm; cytosol. Lineage: Eukaryota; Metazoa; Chordata; Actinopteri; Anabantiformes; Osphronemidae.
GAAGCGAGUGUGUAUGUGCGUGUGUGUGCUGUGUGUUGCGGUAAACCUGAUGCAGACAGUUCAUUUAAUCUGCAGCUUCUGAACCAUCGGCAACAAAACAACACAACACAAAAAAACACAGAAAGGAAUUUACGUUCGCAUCAGGAACAAACAGAAUCGGGAGGAAUCAGCACCAAAUAUAUCGGGGAUGUGAUGGGAGGUCCACGAGCCAGAACACAGAACCUGACGCCUUCGCGCUUCGUGUUUAUAUGAAGAGACGUUGCGUGUCUGUGUGAUGGAGACCGGACCGGGCGGAACCAUGGGCGGUAGAGCCGGAACCUGAAGGAUGAUGGAGAAAUCAACCAGCCAGUAUGACUCCUUCCUUUUCUGGAGGCAGCCGAUCCUGGCCUUCGACCCAUCUGAGCUGGAGGACCUGGGUUUGACUGACGCACAGUGGGAAAAAGACAAGACAUCCAGGGCGAGGACUGAGGACAAAGAGGAGCUCUCUGAGUUUUCCUCCUUUAAUUACUGGAGAGCUCCCAUUGCUGAUGUGGAUGCUCUGCUGGCCGACCUCAACCUGCUGCUCUGAACCCACCGUCACCCUCAACGAACCGCGUGUCUUGUUUAUUAUAGUUGUCAUGACGCCUGAUCAGCUGAUUCAUAGGCAGGAAUCUGAUGAGUGUUGUUUAAUGUGAAGCUGAUAAGGACACACAUCCUGCUUAUUUUUAAGCUUUGCUGGACUUUCUGUUUGAUUCACUGUUUCAGGAAGUCGUUACAUGAGUCUGGUUUUACCACAGUAAAAGCAGAAACUGAUCCUGGUUUAGAUUAAAGGAUCUGACAUGGUCAAGUCAUUGUUUAAUUUUAGAUGAAUGAUCAAACUCAGACAGGUUAUUAUUUAUUAAUUACAUGUUUGUUCCCUUCUGUGCCUUUUGUUGUUCAGUCACUUUGUCUGAGCCUGUUCAAUUUGUGUUUAUUGAUCAACUGGGACCAAAUAAAACAUUUGCGUCUCA